CCCAAAUGAAGAAGAAGAAGAAGAAGAAGAAGAAGGUUCACUUACAGGAAGCAAAACGGCAGUUUAUACUUUUUAUAAUAUCUCAGUCUGACUAAAGCGAGAAUAAUUUGCCUUAGUGCCUUCGAAUGGACUGCAAUAAGCGAGUGUUACGUUCACGGACACAGCUUUCUGUUUUUACAUGCCUGUUUAUUCUGUUGAAGGCAGAGGAGUCGUUAGAUGACGGAGGAGGCUGGUCAUUAGGGUCAGACUUCAGUUUACAUGAUGAAGGCCCGUGUAACGUUGACGUGAUCGACAGCUCUUCAGUCUCCUAUCAGCAGUUUAUUGAAAGAUAUGCAUACAACAGACCUGUCAUCCUCAGGGGGCUCAAUGACAACACCAAAUUCAGGUUUUUGUGCUCCAAGUCAAGCUUACUACAAGAAUAUGGUGCCCGGAAAGUGAGGCUCAGUACAGCUAACACUUACUCUUACAGGAAAGUGGACGUCCCUUUCCAGGAGUAUGUGGAUGUUUUACUGAAGCCUCAGUCUAACAAUGUGCUUGGCAGUGACACGCUGUACUUCUUUGGUGACAAUAACUUCACAGAGUGGCAGAACCUGUUUGAGCACUAUGAGCCUCCACCUUACGUCCUGCCUCACACCAGUGGAGCCUACAGCUUUGGCAUCGCAGGUCCUGGAACAGGAGUUCCCUUUCACUGGCAUGGUCCUGGUUAUUCUGAGGUCAUUUAUGGCAGAAAGCGUUGGUUUCUGUAUUCACCUGAUAAGGAGCCGCAUUUCCACCCGAAUCACACCACGCUGUCCUGGUUGACAGAAACCUACCCCAACCUGCCGGAGGAAGAGGCUCCACUGGAGUGCACCAUCAAGCCUGGCGAGGUGCUGUAUUUCCCUGACCGCUGGUGGCACGCAACACUGAACCUGGACACCAGCGUCUUCAUCUCCACAUUUCUUGGCUGAGCACUCUCAUGUUUGACUGAUUGAUGUGAUGAGAGAGAAAGAUACAGGUCUAGUCAGUCUCAUUUGUGCUUAAUGGACAUGUUUUUUUUCGCAGAGGACUUCUGUAUUUAUUUACCAGAUAAAGACACCAUGUUUCACAGCAAGUGCUCCAGCAUGGAGAAUUAACAUAAUCAUCUCCAACGAUACCGACAAUUCAGACAUUCAACAUUUCUCUUGCUGUGUAGAAUGCUUUUGAAUUCUGUAGCAGACAAAUCUUAAAAUAUUUCCGUGGUGCAGUAAGGUGGACCAUUCUCACAGAUAUUUUAACUGUAACAAAAUUCGAAAAUAAAAUCUUGUAACUACUGUUGUCAA
Molecule: messenger RNA, 1298 nt
Organism: Betta splendens (Siamese fighting fish)
Lineage: Eukaryota; Metazoa; Chordata; Actinopteri; Anabantiformes; Osphronemidae
Gene: jmjd8
Product: jumonji domain containing 8
Exons: 9
Coding region: 126-947 (273 amino acids)
Cellular component (GO): cytoplasm
Source: RefSeq, a predicted model, not a curated record